Molecule: messenger RNA, 390 nt
Organism: Miscanthus lutarioriparius
Lineage: Eukaryota; Viridiplantae; Streptophyta; Magnoliopsida; Poales; Poaceae
Source: the annotation of a GenBank genome assembly
AUGGGGGGCGCCGUUUCUCCUCUGUUGUACUGCGGUGCUGGCCUGCUGGGCUUCCUUGGGAUUGAAGCGGCCGAGCUGAAGCCGUUAGGCCCAGAACAAACAUGCGACCGGGAAGCGAGGGAAAGGACGCCGGGCCGGGCAGUCGUGGGAGAUGUGGCGGCGGUGACGACCAUCGCUCGCGAUCGCCGGUCGCCGUCCGCACGCCAUAACACUCCUCGGCAGAUCACAGAUGUGCCCGUGCCGAAUGCUCUAGUGUUUGAUGCGGCGCACAGUUUUGCUAGGGCCUUCUCAACAAGAGAUGCAACAUCUGGAGCAGCUGAGGAUGCUGAACAAGCAGCAGCUGAGCCUGAUGCAACUGAGGAGGCUGGAGCAGAACCAACUUCUCCUUGA